UAGCCUCGCCAACCUUGGGGAAACCCUUGGGGAUCCUUUGUUAAGCAACCCCUAAUGUGGACAAAACUAAUGGCUGAUUAACGCCGAUAGGAAGGCAUUGUCAAGAUUUCCUCUGGGAGUUCCAAGUGCGUGGCUUGAAUGGAACCCUUUCAGUGCGAACCACAUUCCACAUCGAGUCUCCUAGAAUGCGCUACGGCUGGCACAUACUUCUCUUUCAUCUUCUGGCUACCACGGGAUCCUCGGCUUCAGCGGAGGACUCGGGACUGGCGGAUGCCCUGGUCCAGGUGGUGGUGGAUUCCGAGAUGGGUCGCUUCAAGACGUUGUACGUUUACACCCAGGUGACUGCUCCGGCGGCGAGUUGGCAUAUAGAAGAGCUACUAAGCCAGCUGUUGGUGCGCCUGCCGGCCACUCUGCUGGCUCGUCGGGUGUUCCAUCGUCAGGCCAUGGAAUACAAGCCGUAUGUGCACGGCGUCCUGCUACUGGUGGACGACUUGCCGGCGCUGGCAGAGAUUUAUGGCGGCAUUCGUGCCACCCAGGAUCUGUCGCACACCCUCGUCUACAUGUCCCUGCCCACGGAUCCGUUUGGCGAGGAGGUGGAUCUGGCUCUUCAGCUGCUCUGGCGCCUCAGUGUCCUGAACGUGGGCCUGAUCCUGCGUCCACCAGGUGGCAGUCAGUUCGUGAUGCUUAGCUACUUUCCCUUCAGCGCCACUCACGGCUGUCAGGUCAUCUCCGCUAGCGUGGUGAACCGCUUCCAGAUGGCCGAGGGCAGGUGGUCAUCCAGGGACUACUUUCCCGUGAAGCUGGGCAACUUCCACGGCUGCCUCCUGACCUGCGCUACUUGGGAGGACAUGCCGUACUUAGUAUGGAGGCCUUCCGAGGGCGGCUCUGGGCCAGGAUCUGUUACAGGUUCGAGCUCCGGCUCCUUCGUGGGCAUCGAGGGCGCCCUUCUCCAGUUCAUGGCGGAUAACUUGAACUUCAGCGUCGGCAUCUACUGGAUGAGCAAGGACGAGGUUCUGGCCACCUUCGACGAGUCGAGUAGCAUCUUCGACGAGAUCUUUGGUCAGCACGCUGACUUCUCGCUGGGCGGCUUCCACUUCAAGCCCAGUGCCGGGGCGGAGAUUCCGUACUCCCAGUCCACGUACUACUUCAUGAGUCACAUCAUGCUGGUAACCAAUCUCCAAAGCGCCUACUCCGCCUACGAGAAGCUUGCCUUCCCCUUCAGCCCACUGCUUUGGCGCAUCAUGGGAGUGGUCCUGAUCCUGGCCUGCCUGCUCCUGAUGGCGUGGCGAUGCUGUCGCCGAAGACAGAUCCUGGAGGACCCGUACUACCACCUUCUGGUGCUGACCAUGGGAGGAAACCUGCCGGAUAGACUGCUCCCGCGGCGAUUUCCGGGGCGGCUGGUGCUGCUCACCUGGCUCCUGGCCAGCCUGGUCCUGCGGAGCGGCUACCAGUCGGGCAUGUACCAGUUGCUGCGCCAGGACACCCAACGGAAUCCGCCCCAGACGAUCGCCGAGGUCCUGGCACAGCACUUCACCAUCCAGCUGGCGGAGGUUAAUGAGGCCCGUAUCCUGGCCAGCCUGCCGGAGCUGCGCCCCGACCAACUGGUGCACCUGGAGGGCAGUGAGCUGCAGUCGAUGCCUGCACUGGCCCGCCAGAGCGGCUCCUCCCAGCGGCUGGCCAUCCUGACGCCAUACGAAUACUUCGGCUACUUCAGGAAGGUGCACCCUAUGAGCCGAAGACUGCAUCUGGUACGGGAGCGCAUCUACACCCAGCAGCUGGCGUUCUAUGUGCGCCGCCACUCCCACCUGGUCGGCGUUCUCAACAACCAGAUCCAGCACGCCCAUGCCCAUGGCUUCCUGGAGCACUGGACGCGCCAGUACGUCAGUGCCGUGGACGAGGCGGACGAGAGUGUGGCCAGGAUCGCCUCCACCUCGUACAGCACUCUGGACGGCGACGACGGGGACCCCAGGCUGUCGGAGGCGGAGGAGCAGCAGGUGGCCCCCACCCGGAACAAUGUCCUGUCCAUGCGAGAGCUGGCCGCUCUCUUUUGGCUCGUCCUCUGGGCGAAUCUGGGGGCGAUAGUUGUUUUUGUCCUGGAGGUCCUGGCAGCUAAUGGAUGUUUUCGUUCGUUUCAAAUAUUUAAGAAUACA
Messenger RNA from Drosophila ananassae, 2150 nucleotides. RefSeq lists its product as uncharacterized. The transcript is spliced from 2 exons. NCBI's taxonomy places the organism in Eukaryota, Metazoa, Arthropoda, Insecta, Diptera, Drosophilidae. The record is from RefSeq and is a predicted model, not a curated record. The annotation marks the transcript as partial.